Oryzias melastigma (Indian medaka) is the source of this 2359-nucleotide messenger RNA. RefSeq lists its product as uncharacterized. NCBI's taxonomy places the organism in Eukaryota, Metazoa, Chordata, Actinopteri, Beloniformes, Adrianichthyidae. Gene Ontology annotation, molecular function: catalytic activity. The record is from RefSeq and is a predicted model, not a curated record.
AAAAUAUGGCAACUGAAUGUUGAGACACUAUUCCCCUCUCAAACUUUUUGUUAUAAGAAAAGAUCAACCAAUAAACAUGAGGAUUUUCAUUAUCUGUGGCUGCAGUACCUGAAAAGAUAAAGUUAUUUGUCCCUUUUUUUGCAAAGGCUGAUGUCAAAUUUCUUUUAUUCUUUUAAUAUUUUUUUUCCUGUGGUAUAAAGCAUUUUGUGGCACUAUGACCUAACGAUCUAUGAAUAAAGGAAAAUGACAUUACAUAAAACCUACUAAACCUUUGGAAUAAUGAUCCUUACGCUCAAUAAAGAGCUCACGAUAACAAAAGAGAAGAUUAGCAAUACAGACACAAACAACACACUUAACAAUGCUUCACAUUUGAAAAUGUGCUGUUUGACAUCUGGUCACCUAGCAACAAGAACACAGUUUUGCCGCACUGAAACGUUUGUGAUGCUGCAAAUCGCCAAAACCCUAAAACACAACUAAUUUCUUUCUAAAUUUGAAAAACAAUUUGACAAGUUGGAUUUACAUUUUAGACAUGACUCUUGGUAAAAUGUAAAUCACUGCAGACUGUGGAGUCAGAGUCACUGUUAAAGCAGACAUGCACUCAGAAUUGAAAGUGUGAUGCUGUAAUGAAAUGAAACAUGAAGGAGGAGACUUUACUGAGAUAAAGGUGAUGGAUUUACAGCUACAAUGGGCUGAAGAUGCAGAUGCCCCCCCCCCCAAAAAAAAAGGAUUUUCUCUCUCACUAUAUGGAAAAAAAAAAAAACUUUGAACAUUCUAUUUCCCAAGUAUUAAGAUGUUGUGGCGUACUUUUACUGUACACAGUAUGUGUCUACCUUGAUUAAGGCCUAAAGUCAAAGUCCAAAAAUGGCAACUGGGAGUAAAAAAAAAGUAACAUUUUAAUAGCCGUUAGGUCAACUCACUGGAAGGCCAACAGAGAAAGAAAAAAACAAAAACAAAAAAAAAACUAACAGCCCUUGCAGCAAAAAUACAGACACCUAAGAUAUUGUCAAAAUAAUUAAAUAGGCAAUAAAAUUAAAAAAAAGUUUCAGAAAGUGCAAAAAAAAGUAGCUUUGUUGAACUUACACUCCGCUCCACCAAACUGUUCACCAAUUGACUGGACCACUGCAAUAACCCAUCUUCAGUUGAACAACCCAUUUCAGUCCACAUAACAAGCAGAAUUCACAAUCCUCUCCGGCUCAGAUCCACCAUCAGACAUCUCCAUCCCAUAAACAUAAUGCCGGAUACAAAAGAUGAAACAAUCCACCAGCACUCGGACACCGUAUUGAACUUUGCUGUUUUAAACAUUCGUUCUCUUUUAAACAAAUCUUUUAUUGUUAAUGAACUAAUUUUAGAUAACAACAUUGAUUGUCUUUUUUUAACUGAAACCUGGCUUGGUACUGAUGCUCCUGUUAUUCUCACGGAGGCUUCCCCACCAAAUUUUAACUUUUUAUUUUCUACCAGGGGAGGUAAAAAAGGCGGUGGUACUGCAUCGAUUGCUCGUGGUUCAUCGGUAACUAAAACAGUCACGUCAAAUAGUUACUCCACAUUUGAGCAUCAUGCAUUUUCUUUCAGCAGCCCGCCUAUUUUAUGUGUAACUGUCUACAGACCACCAAAACCCCCCUCCACUUUUAUUCAGGAAUUCUCUGAAUUUUUAUCAUUUAUACAUUCCAAAUAUAAAAGAAUUUUAUUGACUGGUGAUUUUAAUUUACAUGUUGACACUGAUGGUGAUGUUGUUGCAAAUGAAUUUCUUAACCUUUUACAUUGUAUGGAUUUUAAACAGCAUGUUGCACAGCCCACUCACAACAGGGGGCACACUCUGGAUUUGGUCAUAACCCACGGCCUGUCCUGUAGUGUGUCCUCUGUUGUUGAUGUGGGUUUGUCAGAUCACUAUUGUGUAUAUUUUAAUAUCACCAGUUUUAUGCAACGGGAAGCUCCAGUAAGAACUGUGAGGAAACGAUAUAUAACUCCUGAUGUGGCUGCAAAUUUUAUCAACAUUUUAGAUCAAACUCCUGCUCAGAUUUUACCUGCUUCAUGUGAUUUUAUGGUUGAGUAUUUUAACAACAAACUAAAGUUUGCAAUUGACGCUGUAGCUCCGUUAAAAACAAAAAUAGUGAAGACUAAAGCUACAGCACCCUGGAUAAAUGAAGACAUCAGAGCCAUGAAACGUGAAGCCAGGAGAGCAGAGAGGAAGUGGAGGAAAUCUAAACUAACUGUUCAUCGACAAAUGUUUAAAGAACAACAAAGGAUGUACAGUUAUGCAAUUAAAAAAGCUAGAAACCUCCACUUCUCAAACUUAAUAUUACAAAAUAAAAAUGACCCGAAAUUUCUCUUUAAAACUAUAGACACGUUGACCAAAGGAGAU